AUGAUAUAAGUUCUUGAUCAGAAUGAUAGAGAAAUCUACAAAUAUCGAUUGUUACAAGGAGAAAAUAGGUUUGGAAGUGAUCCAAAACAAUGUAAAUACCUAAUCCGAAAUGUUCAAGGUGUUCUAUUCUCUGUCGCUUUACUUAAUAACGAUGUGUACUUCACCCAUUUCAGUAAUACAGAUUAAGUUUUGAAAGAAUCAACCUUGAAAUAAGAUUAAAAAGUAGAGAUUCCCAAAAACUUCAUAAUUGAGAUGGUCCCACUCAGAAAUUAUUAUUUUUAAAACUUUAAGUUCAAAUUACUUAACUCCAUCGAAACAAUUUAGUAAAAUAUCUAAUGCACAUUACAAACAACUUAAAUCUUAGAGGAUUUUAGUGGUACAAUGGCAUUAGAUGAUAUCCUGGAUAUUCCGUAAUAAGUUGCCCCUAAGGUUUAAACCACUUAAUAAAUAUCCACCACUUAAGUACUUAGUUCCUAAGACCCAGUCGUAACUUCUACUUUAAUUUUAGAUGAGGUAGAUUAAUCGACAUUAUCAAGCUUAAAUGAAUUAAUUUCAUAGUAUUCAGGAAUAAAUUCUAUGGUGAAAUCAAAUCACCUUUCCACUAAUGACGCAUAAACCUAAACAGAAAUCAUAGAGGCAGAACCUUAAUUACAGAAAACUCGAACCUUAUUUAGUGAUCUUUUUAAAACUAAAAGACAAACUUCUUAAAUCUCAUAGUAGAUUUAUUAACAUCCUUAAUAGCCUACACUUAUUGACUAAACAAUGAUUGAUUCUCAAAUGUAAAGUAUUGAUCAAAAUUAAAAUCAUGACUCCUAAUUUGUGAACAAGAAAGCCGAAAUUAAAGGUACUAUGAUUGACGAUGAUUUAAAUAAAGCAUUUUCUUCAUCACAAAAUAAAAGUGUUGAUAAGUUAGAAUAAUCUUAAAUCAAACGUUUUAAUAGUAUUCAAUCAGAUAAUGUAUAAAUAACAUAGUCUAAAUAAGAAAAUAAUAAUUCAAAAAUUGAACUAAAUGAUCUAUUUGGUAGUUUACCUGAAAUGCCAAAUUAAUAAAUUUAACAACAAUAAACAAUUAAAAAGUUUCCCUAACCUAAGUCAAACAUUUUAAAUACUCGAUAUGAUGAUUCUUAAGAUGAUAAAAAUAAUUAAUAAUAAGAUUAAACUCCUAUUAAAGUUAAAAAUUAAAAAUUAAAAUAAACAUCUUCCAUUGAGAAAUAAGGAAAAAAGCAAACCAAAGGGGAUUUGAAGAAAGUGGCAUUGCUCAAAAAAAUAACAGAUGAAAUUUCUGAUGAAACCUCAGAAGAAUCGAAUUAAUCAAAAUAGUAGAUAAGACAUACUAAUUCUAUUGAAUUGCCUGCUACUAAAAUAUUUUAGUAAAAUGAUUCUAAAAAUAAUAAAAAGUUAGGAAAUAAAAAAAACCAAUAAAAGAAAGUUAAAAAUGUUCAAUUAAUAGCCUUUAGUGGAUUUUAGCCCAAUGAAAUACCACAAGCAAAUGAUUUAAAAAAACUAGGUUUAGAAAUAGUGAACAAUCAAUUAGAGAAAUUUGAUUUGUUAGUUUUGAACAAUCCUCCUAAAAGAACAUUCAAAUUUCUAAGUGCCUUGCUGCUUGGGGCUGAAAUAGUAACACUGGAUUGGUUGACUAACUCACUUAAAUAAGGAAAGGCUAUUUAAAAGUUCCAUGAUUAUGUUCCCAAUAGUGAUGAAUUUUAAAACUCUUUCGGAUUAAGCAUUGAACAAAUUGUUCAAAGCAGGGAUACUUAUUUUGAAACUAACAAGAAUCUAGUAAAAAUCUUUGAUGGGAAAUAUCAUGUUAAAGCAGAUGUAACACCAUCAAAAGCUGAAAUUGAGUAUCUUAUAAAAUUAGGAGGUGGAGAGGUACUACAGAAACCUGGGAGAAAUGUCAUAACCAUAUGUGAUACCAAAGUAGGCAAUUCAAUGCCAUCAGAUUUCAUAUUAGAUGGAUGCAUGUUUCAAUCAUGA
Messenger RNA from Paramecium tetraurelia, 1977 nucleotides. RefSeq lists its product as uncharacterized. NCBI's taxonomy places the organism in Eukaryota, Ciliophora, Oligohymenophorea, Peniculida, Parameciidae. The record is from RefSeq and is a predicted model, not a curated record. The transcript has 2 exons.